UUUGAUUGAUAAAUACCCACCAAACCUGUUAAAUAAGCACACAGUUAAUCUACAAAUAAUGGAUUAUAAAUCUACGGUAUAUAAGCCAUCACUAAAAGUGCUGUGGUCCAUUCUUCUAAUCGAAAAAUGUACAUCAAGCUUCUGUCUGUGUUCAUCUUGGCCACCCUCCUGUGCCAUUUAGCAGACGCCGGACUAAUCUUGGAUAGGCUGCGUGAUAGAAUCCAUUCCAUCGGCCACAUCGACAUCACCGCCAAGGAGACGCACACCUCUUUGCAGAAGGACGUGGAGCAGUCCAACUCGUCGCAGGAUUCCAGUGGAUCUCGUACCUCUGACUUUAUUGGACAAGGAGGCCAGUUCAAUAACGGUUUUAAUGCUUUUAAUUCUGGGGCUGUUCAUCAACAUGCUGAUGAGAGGUACAUGAAUGCUCAGCAGCAGGCUCACAACUCGGAGAGAGAAAGAUUUGACAGUACAUCACACUCAAUCGACAUUGGAUUGUUUGGAUGAUUAUACAGUUUGUACUGAAUUAGUAUUAUUAAA
This is a messenger RNA of Aethina tumida (small hive beetle), 537 nucleotides long. RefSeq lists its product as uncharacterized. NCBI's taxonomy places the organism in Eukaryota, Metazoa, Arthropoda, Insecta, Coleoptera, Nitidulidae. The transcript has 2 exons. The record is from RefSeq and is a predicted model, not a curated record. Bases 127 to 504 code for a protein of 125 amino acids.